AUGGACUGUGAAGACUAACAUUAAUCAAGUUAAAAUAGCAACUGUGAUGAUCUUAAAAGCAAAUAAGAAUAGUUUUUAUAAAAUGUGGAGAGCAAAGCUGUAAAAAUUGGAGAAAAUAGAGAUAUUUUAUAUGUUUAAAAUAUUUUCACUAUAUUAUAACACGCAGACUUGCCUUUUAAGUUGACAGAAAAAGAAGAUAUAAUCAAAGAUAUUUACGAGGGUGGAUUUAAAGUAUGGGAAUGUACAAUUGAUCUUCUAAGCUACUUGCACAAGAAUAACUUUGACUUCCAAGGAAAAACUGUAAUGGACCUUGGCUGUGGACAUGGACUUUUGGGAAUAUAUGCUAUGCAGCAAGGAGCUAAGCAAGUCCUUUUUUAAGAUUACAAUUAUGAAGUGCUCAGCAUUGCUGUGAGACUUAAUAUUAUAUUAAACAAAGUGCCAAAUGUGUAAGAAAGACUCAUUUAUCUCUCAGGCGAAUGGAAUAACUUAGAAAACAAGAUAGCUUAGUAAAUAAACGAAGUUGGCUUCUUGGAAAACAAAAUUGUUUAAUACGAAAACUAAUUUGACAUAUUAAUGCUUUCUGAAGUUAUAUACAAUCAAGCAAACUAUGAAAAAGUUACAAAUUUAAUAUACAAAUUAAUGAAGCCCAAUGGAAUCUGUUUGUUAGCUAAUAAGCUUUAUUACUUUGGAGUAGGAGGGUCCAUGCCUGAAUUUAAAUAGUAUUUGCAAACAAACCAUAGCGGUAAAUUGCAACUAGAAUCUCUUGAAAUAGUAAACAACAAAAAAGGAAACAAAAGAGAAAUAGUAGUAGUCCGCAAAUUAUGA
This is a messenger RNA of Tetrahymena thermophila SB210, 825 nucleotides long. Its product is annotated as methyltransferase domain protein. The transcript has a single exon. The record is from RefSeq and is a predicted model, not a curated record. NCBI's taxonomy places the organism in Eukaryota, Ciliophora, Oligohymenophorea, Hymenostomatida, Tetrahymenidae.